UGUGUAUGUGAGGAUCUGGGAGAAUGGAAUUUAACUAUCCAUGCUUGGAGCUUUGUCAUUCACCAAUACUACUUUAAAACACACCGGUCUCCAGAGCCGGGCUCCGGAGGAAGCAUCUAAACAGUCAAAACAACCCUUCAUCCAAAGAUAGCCUCGUAUACCGUUCGUCCAUGUUAACCAAGCCGUCAGAGCAAAUGGAAGUGCAUAAUGGGAGUUGCAAUUGCAUUAGGCGCACAGAAACGGCCGGUGGAGCUUGCGGUCAAUGUCCGCGGCAUGUCAACACUGACGACUAUUUUAUUAUACCUUCUACGCGCGAGACUUCCCAUACUCUCUCACCUAGCGCGACGCCAGAGGAACUGGCACUGGGAGAUUUGAUGAGGCCCAGCUCGCCGCUAGAACAGCCUCCUCACCCGAACCGCAGGGGUGCGCGACCAGCAAUGCCGCCUUUUGGUUCGGGAGUAAUAACUCCGCCGGGGGAGCCGCGUAGAUUGGUUUUGUACGGGGUUGCAGACAAAUCUAUACCGUACCCAGCGGUUUUUGCUGUCGGCAGCUGGAGAAGUACCCAAGUGGACCCAAAGGCGGAUCGCAGUGGAGCAGAUCAGAGUUCAGUCGAAAAGUGAGCCUCCGAAGGAAGAUAUCUUGGUCGAUACGGAGGGUGUAGGGGUGGAAAGUGAACGUGGGUCGGGCGGAGAUGAUGCAGAGAAGCAGUGAUUGAACGUUGAUGAGCUUCGAUGUCCACCACUUUGCAUAGAAAGUCUGACCUUAGCUCGUC
Westerdykella ornata is the source of this 772-nucleotide messenger RNA. RefSeq lists its product as uncharacterized. The record is from RefSeq and is a predicted model, not a curated record. Bases 171 to 620 code for a protein of 149 amino acids. The transcript has a single exon. Lineage: Eukaryota; Fungi; Ascomycota; Dothideomycetes; Pleosporales; Sporormiaceae.